UGUUUCGAAGAUACAGUUGUUUUGGUAUUCGACGCGUUUGAGUACAAUCAAUAAUAUAAUUUCAGUUCGGUUUAAUAAUAAUUUUAUUAUUAUAAAAAAUAAAACGUUUCGAAUUCGUUUGAAAUUCGUAUUAAAAUUUCAAAAUACUGAAAAUUUGUAUUGUUUAUAACAACAAAUUACGAAUUAUUCGUAUUUUUAUCUUGUUAUAGAAGACGAAUGAGAAGUGUACUGUUGAUUUUGAAAUCAAAGGAAAAUAAUGAUAAUCUAACAAUUACUAUAGAUGAUGAUGAUGAUGAUAAUAAUGAUGACUGUAUAAUAAUAGAAGAAUCAAGUGAUGAAGCAAAGAAAGUGAGAUCAUCUCUUGGCGACAGUAAAUGUUCUUGGACUGUUGAUAACUUAAUUUCAGAAUCUGUUUUGGUGAGUCCUAAUAUUGCAAGAAAUGUUAUAAAACUUUUGGAUCAAGAAUGUACUAUUCCAUUCAUAGCUCGAUAUAGACGAGAACAAACAGGAGAUAUACCUGUUGAAAAACUAAGAGAAAUUCAAGAAACUUAUGAAACUGUAAAACUUGUUCAGAAGAAAUCAAAAUUAGCCUUACAUUCACUUGCCAAAGAAGAUAAACUUACUCCUUCAAUUGCUGUUUCAUUAUUAAAUGCAAAGUCACUUUCAGAAAUUGAAUUAAUUUGUGCUCCUUUCAAAACUGGUGGAAAGAAAACACUUGCAGAGCGAGCUAGGAAACUUGGACUGGAGGAAUCUGCGGUAAAAUUAUUAAAUGGUGAUGGCAGUUGUUCAAUGUUUAUUCCAAAUAUUAUGAAUCCAGAUAUUAAAGGUUUGACAAACAAAGAAGAAAUAAAAACUGGAUGGCAGCAUAUUAUUGCUGAUAUAAUUGCCAAGGAUAGAGAUGUUUUGGAUACUAUUCGCAAAAUAUGUGAACCUUCAACUAUUACUUUACAUUCUACAAAGUCUGCAGCUGCUGAAAAAAAUGAUAAGAAAGCAUUUGUGGAAGGGACAGAAACAAAAAAUUAUAAAUUUGAAAUUUAUUUUGAUUUUACUUGUUCAGCCAAAAAUAUUAAACCUCAUCAAGUCUUAGCUCUGAAUAGAGGAGAGCAUCUUAAAAUAUUGAGUGUCAAAGUUUCUGUUAACUCUUAUGCUAAAAAUGAAAUUAUAAAAAUGAUCAAAAGAAAGUUUUUAUUUAAAACUAAAAGAGAUAAUGAAACAUUUCAAAUGAUUAGCAAUUGUAUAGAUGAUUCAUAUAAACGUUUAAUAGAAGCAUACAUCUGCAGACAGACAAGAUCUGAUCUUACAAAGAAAGCAGAAAAGGAAUCAAUUCUAGUGUUUUGUACAAAUUUAAAACACCUUUUACUAACUCAACCAGUAAAAGGUAAAGUAGUGAUGGGUAUUGAUCCUGGUUUUCGGCAUGGAUGCAAAUUGGCUGUUGUAUCUUCUAAAGGAACUGUAUUGGAAACAAGUGUCAUUUAUCCUUUUGAUGCAAAUAAGUCCAAUGUUGCAAGAAAUAUUCUUAAACAACUGAUUGAAAAACAUGGUUGUGAAAUUCUUGCUAUUGGAAAUGGUACUGCUUGCAGAGAUACGGAAAAUUUUUUGUCUGGUCUUAUAUCAAAAAAUGCUUUUCAUCCACUUCAGAUAAAAUACUGUAUAGUGAAUGAACAUGGAGUUUCAAUUUAUAGUGUUACAAAAGAAGCUGCUGCAGAACUACCGGGAAUGGAUCCAAAUGUUCGAAGUGCAGUGUCAAUUGCACGUCGACUUCAAGAUCCUUUAUUGGAGUACAUCAAAGUUGAACCAAAACAUCUUGGUAUUGGAAUGUAUCAGCAUGACAUCCCAGAAAAAAUGUUGAAAAAUGCACUUAAUGAAGUUGUCAUUGAAUGUACUAGUUUUGUUGGCAUUGAUUUAAAUGUUUGUACAGAACAAAUUUUAAGUAAAAUUGCUGGAUUAACUCCUGCUAAAGCAAAAAAUAUCAUCAAAUGGAGGACAGAAAAUGGACCGUUUCAGAAUCGGCUACAACUAAACUGUGUUAGAGGCCUUGGCCCCAAAUCAUUUGAACAGUGUGCUGGAUUUGUUAAAAUAUUACCUGAGACUUGUAUGAUAGACCAUUCUAAUGAUAUAGAAAUAAUAGAAAUUGAAACAGAUACAAGAAAGAGAAAAUCAGCCAGUAAAACAACAAAAUCAAGAAAAAAAAUGAAAUUAUCAAUAGAAAUAAAUCCUCUUGAUAUGACAGUUAUACAUCCAGAAUCUUAUGAUACUGCUGAGAGAUUUUUAAAGAAAAUAAAUGCAAAUGCAGCCGAUAUUGGAAAAUCCAAACUGAUAGAGAAAAUAAAAGAACUAAUGAACAAUACAAAUAUAGAACAGUUAUCAAACGAAUUUAGUGUAUGUUCUCCUACUAUGCAAUUGAUUGUUGAUGCAUUAUCACAACUUUUGGAAUAUGAUAUUAGAUCUGGAUAUGAUAAACCAAUGUUCAAAAGUGGAGUUAUGUCCAUCAAUGAUAUUACUUGUGGAGAAGUUUUAACAGGAAAAGUCAUCAAUGUAACUCAUUUUGGUGCCUUUGUAGAUAUUGGACUGGAAAUAAGUGGACUUGUGCAUGUGUCUAAAAUGGGUGGGAAAAAACUUUCAUUAGGAAACCAAAUUAAAGUUAAAGUGAUUAGUGUUGAUUUGAAAAAACGGAGAAUUGGCUUACAAUUUAUUGAACAGUUACAAUAAAAGAUGCUUAUCUUUAAUAUAUAAAAA
This is a messenger RNA of Centruroides sculpturatus (bark scorpion), 2736 nucleotides long. Its product is annotated as S1 RNA-binding domain-containing protein 1-like. Gene Ontology annotation, molecular function: mRNA binding; structural constituent of ribosome. Lineage: Eukaryota; Metazoa; Arthropoda; Arachnida; Scorpiones; Buthidae. The record is from RefSeq and is a predicted model, not a curated record. The transcript is spliced from 19 exons. Bases 217 to 2709 code for a protein of 830 amino acids. Gene Ontology annotation, biological process: nucleobase-containing compound metabolic process; translation.